Lycium ferocissimum is the source of this 540-nucleotide messenger RNA. RefSeq lists its product as uncharacterized. The transcript is spliced from 2 exons. Bases 1 to 540 code for a protein of 179 amino acids. The record is from RefSeq and is a predicted model, not a curated record. NCBI's taxonomy places the organism in Eukaryota, Viridiplantae, Streptophyta, Magnoliopsida, Solanales, Solanaceae.
AUGGAGGGUUUCUCGAAGAUAGCCGCUCCAUUGACACGUUUAACUCAGAAAGGUGUGGUAUUCCAGUGGUUAGAUGAAUGUUCAGAAAGUUUUCAAAAAUUAAAGACUGCAUUGACUAUGGCUCCGAUUUUGACCUUACCUACUGAUGAGGGUGGUUUCACCAUUUAUUGCAAUGCAUCUCGAGUCGAGUUGGGUUGUGUCUUGACGCAAAAUGGUAUGGUGGCACAAUCAUCCUUAGUGGGGCAAGUCAAGGCUUGCCAAUAUAAAGAUCCCCGUCUUGUUAAACUACAAGAUCCAGUGCAAAAUGGGGGCGUUAAGUCAUUCUCUAUUGAUUGCGAAGGCGUGUUACGUUGUCAUGGUAGACUGUGUAUUCCUAUGGUGGGUGAUGUGAAGCUACUAAUUCUUGAAGAGGCUCAUAGCUCGCGAUACUUCAUCCACCCAGGUGCUACCAAGAUGUACCAAGACUUGCGUGGAUUAUAUUGGUGGAAAGGUAUGAAGGCUGAUAUUUUGAAACAUAUGACAAGUUGCUUAAAUUAUUAG